AUGGCCACCCGCACACAGGACCCGCCGACGACGGGGGGCGAGACGCCCACGCCUUCUUCGCGCCAACUGACACCCAAGAGUGACAGCAAAAGCAUCACGCCGAUGCGUGAGCCCAUAGAAAGCACCGUGGAACCUCCUCCGCCACCUGGUGCUACGGGUGCGCUGCGCUGCGUGCUAUGCGGUCUGGAGGCCAGCUCGGCCAUCCGCCUUGUGCGCUGCAAGAACUGCGGUAGCCACUUCCACGCCCACUGUGCCAACCUGCCGCAGCCGCCCGAGGAGGGAAACCUUUUCUGCCGCCACUCGUGCUACCUCAAUUCCAAGCAACAGCAGUCCAAGGCCCCCGUUUUCAGACACGGCGACUACCCCCGACUCGCCACGCAAAUCCAGAGUGUGCUACAGGAGAAGUCCGACAGACUGCAAGUUCGACGACAACUUCCGCUACAAGAAGUAGCGGGUACCAGUGGGCGUGGCCGUGGCCGCGGACGUGGAAGAGGAAGGGGCCGUGGCCGAGGGAGAGGUCGAGGCAGAGGACGAGGAGCUGGAACGAAGCGUCCGUUGCAGGAGGACACUGACGAUGAAGUCAGCCACCGCCAUCCUCGCCUCUCAUCAAUCGAUCGGGAGCGUGAAGAAGGGACUCCGAGAGCCAACGAUGCGGACCCGUUCACUCCACGAAAUACCACUGCGCAUGGAAGUAACAGUAACAGCAACACGCCGCUUCACGAAGAUGACGAAAGGAGUCUGCAGCCGCCGCCACGCACCGCGUCUCCCGCUUCUCGCCGGCCACUACGAGGAUUCGACACGGAGCAGGACAGUCACUUCCGGAAUGCACCCCCACCCAAUAUGCCUUCGUCUUCUUCAAUGCAGAUGUCGCGUCAGCCCCGAGGCGAGUACUCGUCAAUGCCAGCCCCCGACCAACCAGGCGCUGACGGUUCCCGACCUCGCCACGGAUUCUCGUCCCCUCAGUAUCCCAUUGCAGGCCCAAGACAAAGACAGGAAGACCCACGAUCGCUUCAAGUGGUGCAACCGUACUUUGAUGACCGCUCUUCGGGGCAGAUGCCGCCGACACAAGCGGGACCGAAUCAAAGAAUUCCACCAGGAAUGCAACCACCACAGCAGCCAAUGCACGACGAGCGAGCACCGCUUCAGCGUGACUUUGAGCCGCCAUAUCGUGGAGCACCAACUGGCCCGGCACUACCUCCAGCUCCUUAUAACGAUUCGCAGCGUAGUGAUCUACCGUCAGGCCCACGCAAAGGCCCCCCACCAAACUUCAAUGGCGCUCCCUCGAACAAUUACGGUCCUCAAGGACAAUUUCCAGGGCAGCCUCCGUCUCAACUCCCCAUUCGUCGUCACACGCCGAACAUUCCGUGGCGUAAUCCAUCAGCUUUCCCGGCGGAAAUCUAUGAGCGAUUCAGCUGUCACUCCGACGAUGCGAACCACGUAUUCCGGAUUGAUCUUUCCCCAGUGUUCGCUGAGAAAGCCACCAAGUUGUAUCAAAACGAGAUUGAUUUCUUUUUCCGGUGCUUCGAGUCGCCAGAUGUGAGCUUGGUUGUCAAGGGCAUGAGCAGUGAGCUGAACCAGUACAUUUGGGCUUGGCCCUUCAUUCUCGAGUGCUGCGGUAACGACACACAUUUUGCGUUCGAUCACUUCCAGUUCAAGCGAAAUACCGAAACAGAUAUGCCAGAGCUGGCCUAUGUGGGGGUGCUGCAAUUAUCUAUGGCAUCCUUUAACUCGUAUCUGGAGAAGUAUUUAUCGAAUGUACCCGGCAAGGAUGUGGUUGUGUUGGAGGACCACGUCACAAAAAAGACGAUUACUAUUGUUGCAUCCGAGAACAUUAUUGCGCUGAACAACUUGGUACUUGCCAAGUACUGCGCACAGCUGUACAAUGAUCUCAUCAAGGGAUUUCAGUGGGACGUCUUUGCUGGUGGCAUCCACUGCUUGCUGCAAUAUCUUCCACAGAGCAGCUGGCAUGAGAAGUUUUCCAGUCCACGUCUCCAUUUCAACUUUCCUGGCGCCCGAGGCUCUCUAGCUGACCCAGGCAAUGGCACCGCAGAUACUGCAUACCAGGUGCUCGUGGGAUCGUUGGAGCUAGUUAUAUUUGAGCGGUUCGAGCCGCAGUACAAGGCAGACUUCGACCUCAUUCUACAGCGAGCCGGCUACGAUGCUGAAAGGAAGACUAUGCUAUUAGAUGCUCAUCUUCGUGCCCUCAGAUCUGCGGGCUUUGCGUUCUCGACGGUGCUUUUGCAAGAUGGAGAGUUUGUUCAUGUCAACAAGGGCCGUCAACAUUUCUGGCGUGUCGUAGAGAAAGACAGCGUCAAUGGCUCUAUCAACGCUCCAUGUGUAUUCCUUUCAUGGGAGUGGGUUUACCAGGGUGUUUCUCAACGCGGUAUCUCCACGGAAUGCUGGGUACGUCUGUUCGCUAUGAAAAACGCUAGUAUGUGCCCUGACGGAUGGGUAUUUGACCCGCGUCGGGCGAUUGUUGAAGCUGCUAAGUGUGGCGUAGCAAUCGUGCGCACUGGUCAAUUCUUACGCUCAGCGCUAGCAUCGGGGCGUCCGCGGACGUCCCAAAUGUUGUCGUUCACAUCUGCUCCGGCGCCCAUCGAUCGAGGUGUAGUUGCACAGCGCCAAGCUCAGAUGGUACUCUUUCUAGAGUCAAUUCUACCGUGCCUUGACGCCAUCGUCGAAGAGGCAUACGAGUUGGGUCUAUCAAGCACUGACGAUAGUGACGAGUUCCGCAAGGUGUUUGACGAUGAAAGCAUGUGGCGUACGGUGGAUGCUGAUCUGCGUGACCCACCGGCAGACAAUGCUGACAAUUACUCGUGCGGAAUUUGCGAGCGCGAAAUCACCAAUCUCUACAAGCAAUGCCUUGGUUGUGCCGUGUACUCUCGUCGCUGCCGACCCAACAUGGCGUUUCCGAUCUUUCGUGUCUGCCUCCGCUGCCACUCUCAGCCGGAGCAGCACCACUUUAAGCCGCGCGCUAUUGCCUCGUAUUACGACAAGGUACUGAGCUCGGAGGGCCACACGGGAAUCCUGCCGGCGACUCGCCGCUACCAGUCGGUACGAAGCUACUUUAAAUGCCGCUGCGUGCCAUCGAACCGCUGCGCCCACUGUGGUGGCUGCGAAUCAUGCAGCUGCCUGUGCCACACGCUGUUCCAGACUCGAUUCCGUUUUACGGCUCCUGGUACGUUACGAUGUCUUCAAUCUUUCGGCGAGUAG
This is a messenger RNA of Phytophthora infestans T30-4, 3213 nucleotides long. RefSeq lists its product as uncharacterized. Lineage: Eukaryota; Oomycota; Peronosporomycetes; Peronosporales; Peronosporaceae. Bases 1 to 3213 code for a protein of 1070 amino acids. The transcript has 8 exons. The record is from RefSeq and is a predicted model, not a curated record.